Molecule: messenger RNA, 1858 nt
Organism: Colletotrichum navitas
Lineage: Eukaryota; Fungi; Ascomycota; Sordariomycetes; Glomerellales; Glomerellaceae
Product: Dor1-like family protein
Exons: 1
Coding region: 111-1466 (451 amino acids)
Biological process (GO): intra-Golgi vesicle-mediated transport; cytoplasm to vacuole targeting by the Cvt pathway
Cellular component (GO): COG complex
Source: RefSeq, a predicted model, not a curated record
UACCUCAGAAUCGAACCACCUUCGUCAGCGACCUCGAAUACUCAACGAGGUCGCCCACAGCCCGAUCACAGCGUUCAAAUGUGAAUACCCAAGCACCAGCAAUUGCAACCAUGGCUGAUCUUCUUCUUGAUCUACUCGACACACGGCAGCCUCCCAGAGCCGAGACCAACCCGACACUGCGGUCAACCAAGCUAGCUUAUCUGUCCCAUCUCGCGGACCAAAGUCCAGCAGCCCUAACAUCAACAGAGCCUCAAUCCCUAGCUCAGGCUUCACAAUCACUCCUUCUCUCACUUCAAGAUGUCUCGAAACGCUCUCACAGGUCCAUCAUCGACUCGGCCUCGCAUCAUGCUAGUCUGACCCGCGCUUUACCUACUUUAGUCGCGGAUACUACAGACCUACGCAAUGCAAUCCCCAAGCUUGACUUAGAGGCACUGCGUUUUUCUACCACCUACAGCAAAACUAGCGAUAAUGAGGACCUAGCAGAAAGAAAGCGUGCUCUCUUGCUACUCCGCAACGUUGAGCGCCUUGUUGACGUGCUUGAGCUUCCAACCCUCCUUUCAUCAGCCAUCAACACUGUCCCUGCCAACUACGCCUCGGCCCUUGAUCUCAAUGCCCACAUUCGGAGGAUCCAUGGCCUGUACCCGGAUUCACCACUGGUUGAUCUGGUUUCCCGCCAAGCCGAUGAUGCCAUCAUCAAAAUGACGGCUGACCUCAUAUCCGCUCUCAAAUCUCCAGGGCUCAAGUUGGCUGCAUCGCUACGCACCGUCAGCUGGCUUAGGAGGGUACUGCCUGAUUUAUCCUCGAUGAGCUCCUUGAGUCGCGAGUCCCAGGAGCAUACGCUCUCUCUACUAUUCCUUUGCUGUCGCGUAGCGACCUUGGACGCGACUCUGGGGGCCCUGCAACCCCUCCGCGAAUUGGCCGAUGAGGAGCAGCACAGGCAACAAAGCCCUAACAAUCAGUCCUGGUCCGGCGGUCAGCAGACAGAAAAGUACCUCAAACGUUAUGUCGAGAUCUUUCGGGAGCAGAGUUUCGGGGUCGUUUCCAUGUUUAGGAGCAUCUUCUCCGAUACAAGCCAUCCGGCCAGCCGACCUCAUGCCGACGCCAAGGAUCCUCUCCAGCCAUUACCGUCGACGUUGUCGACUUUUCCACUUCACCUUGUCGAGAUGCUACUCGAGACCUUGGGGAAAUAUCUCCCUACUAUCAGGGACCAGGCAGCACGAGAUAGCAUUCUCACGCAAGUGUUGUACUGCUCAGGAAGCUUGGGCAGGCUUGGGGGCGAUUUUGGUACGCUGCUAGCUGGGUUUAGUAACGAGGGCGAGGGAGUGACGAAACAAUCCGAAUGGGUUGAUAUAGUCAAGCGACACCGAUUGCUGUCGGGGCGCCUUGAGUCAGUCAUUGGUGACUACAAGACAGCUGGAGCUGGUGUCAAAGACGGGCGCGGAGGAACCAACAAUGCCAGCCCUUGAUACCAUUCUUAUUAUACAGGUUCAACGAGAUAUAUGGUUUGUUUAUUCACGGUGGGAAAUAGACCCCCCAAAAGACAAAAAAAAAGGGGGGGUGAAUACUAGCCGUACCGCGAAAACAGGACGAUAGCUAGAGAGUGAGCUAGCUGUCCCCCUCCAGCAUCGCCACACCCAACGCAUUAGCUAUGUAAGUCGUGGCGAAAGAUACUCUUCGCUAUUGCAUUUGUUUUGGGGGGAAGAGUAGAAGAGGGCAGAUGCUGCUUUCAAGAGACCUGGCUGAUGGCAACACUGCGGUGAUUGUGAUUCGGACAAGACCCGGACUCAACGGCUCGGAUAGAAGCAUAAUAUAGCUAUAUAUAAUACAACUUACGGAUACCAUGUAUGGUUCACCUCAA